This is a messenger RNA of Onychomys torridus (southern grasshopper mouse), 623 nucleotides long. RefSeq names its product histone-lysine N-methyltransferase SMYD3-like. Bases 75 to 608 code for a protein of 177 amino acids. The transcript has 6 exons. Gene Ontology annotation, cellular component: nucleus. The record is from RefSeq and is a predicted model, not a curated record. NCBI's taxonomy places the organism in Eukaryota, Metazoa, Chordata, Mammalia, Rodentia, Cricetidae.
AGGCGCGCAGUCAGAAAACACGAGACUCGAGCUGAGGGACGCUGUGCGGGUCUGAGGUGCAGAUCUGUGGAAGGAUGGAGCCACUGAAGGUGGAAAAGUUCAAGACCGCCGACCGGGGAAAUGGGCUGCGUGCUGUGGUCCCACUGCGCCCCGGGGAGCUGCUCUUCCGCUCUGACCCUUUGGCGUACACUGUGUGCAAGGGGAGUCGUGGCGUAGUCUGUGAUCGCUGUCUCCUGGGGAAGGAAAAGCUGAUGCGGUGUUCUCAAUGCCGAAUCGCCAAAUACUGCAGUCCCAAGUGUCAGAAAAAAGCUUGGCCUGACCACAAGAGAGAAUGCAAAUGUCUUAAAAGCUGUAAACCCAGGUAUCCUCCCGACUCCGUGAGACUUCUGGGCAGAGCCAUUGUCAAACUUAUGGAUGAAAAACCCUCGGAGUCAGAGAAACUUUACUCGUUUUAUGAUCUGGAGUCCAAUAUUGACAAACUUACCGAAGAUAAGAAAGAAGGCCUGAGGCAACUUGCAAUGACCUUUCAGCAUUUCAUGAGAGAAGAGAUACAGGAUGCUUCUCAACUGCCGCCUUCUUUUGACCUUUUUGAAGCCUUUGCAAAAUAGGUAGGAGUUACAGGA